Molecule: messenger RNA, 4244 nt
Organism: Mesocricetus auratus (golden hamster)
Lineage: Eukaryota; Metazoa; Chordata; Mammalia; Rodentia; Cricetidae
Gene: Ifnar1
Product: interferon alpha and beta receptor subunit 1
Exons: 11
Coding region: 104-1786 (560 amino acids)
Molecular function (GO): protein binding
Source: RefSeq, a predicted model, not a curated record
CGGGGCGUCAGCGGAGGACCGCGCUGCUCGCGGGUCACCUCGGGCUCCGCGGCGACGCUGGUGGAGACGGGCGUGUGAGCCGCGGGCCUGGGCUCCGGGCACGAUGCUCGGGCUCCUGGGCUCGGCGGCCCUGGUGCUGGUAGCCGGGGCGCCUUGGGUGCUGCUCGCAGCCGCAGAUGGGGAAGAGCUGGAGCCCCCUGAGGAUGUGGACGUCUACAUUGUAGAUGACAACCUAACCCUAAAGUGGAGCCACAAAGGAGAGCCAGCGGGCAAUGUGACCUUUUCCGCAGAGUACCAAACAGACGAGAUGGAGAACUGGCUAAAAUUGCCUGGGUGUCACCACGUUACGGGGACUGAAUGCGAAUUCUCUUUGCUGAACACAAAUAUUUAUGCCGAAAUGAAGUUUCGUGUAAGAGCCGAAACAGGAAAAAGCACUUCUUCAUGGGCUGAGGUUGACCCGUUUAUUCCGUUUCUCAGAGCUCACAUUGGCCCCCCGGGAGUGCGUUUAGAAGCUGAAGAUCAAGCUAUCGUAGUGGACAUCUCUUAUCCCGGACGAGGCGGGAAAAUGUGGGAAGGUGAUACUCUCCGCUUCCAGUACAGGAUAGUAAUCUGGCAGAGGUCUUCGAAUGAGACGAAGACUAUUACAACUUCUUAUUACACAAUAAAGAUCUCAAAACUGUUGCCAGAGACUACUUACUGUUUAAAAGUUAAAGCGAUACACACGUUCCGUGGGAAACACAGCAAUUACAGCGCAGUCCAGUGUAUAAACACCACAGAGGCAAGCAAGAUGCCUGUGCCGGAAAACAUAGAAAUGGAUGCCCUAGGUGAGAGCUAUGUUCUGAGAUGGGACUGUGCGCCUGCAGACGUGAGCUUCCGAGCACAGUGGCUCCCUAACUUUUAUAAAAGUACUUCUGGAAGCUCUCCCGAUAAAUGGAAGCCAAUACCUGCCUGUGCAGAUAUCCGAACUAUGCAGUGUGUCUUUCCUCGGAACACCAUCCACACAGAUCAUUUCCUUCUCCGGGUACAAGCCUUCCGUGGAAAUAACACAUCUUUUUGGUCCGAAGAGAAAUUGAUCAAUUCCCAAAAAUACACUAAGAUCCCUCCUCCCAUCGUUGCUGUCACCCCCACCAGGGACUCGUUGCUUGUCUAUGUCAGCUGUCAAGACCACUCCCUCAGCAAGUGUCGCAAGCUAACUUAUGAAGUCGUUUUUUGGGACAAGACUUCCAAUACUAAGAGAAGAGUGGUGAAGGAGAGCCCAGAGUUUACCAUCGAGAACUUGCAGCCACAGACUGUGUACUGCGUGCAAGCCAGGGUGCUCUCGUUUGCCACAUGGAACAAAAGCAGCGACUUCAGUGAUGCGCUGUGUGACGCGACCAGGCCAGGAAAUUCUUCUUCCAUGAACUGGAUCCUAACUGUAUUAGGCACUCUGUUUUUUUCUGCCCUGGCCCUUUAUGCCGGAAAGAACCUCGUGAAAUGCCUCAACUCUGAGUUCUUUUCAUCGCCCAAACCUCCCCCCAGUAUUGAUGAGGUUUUCUCUGAGCCGCCUUCAAAGUACCUUCUCUUUUUGACUCCUGAGGAACACACUGAGAGAUGCUUCAUCAUCGAAAACACAGGCACUGUUGCUGUAACAGGAGGAAAUCCCAGCCCCGAGGGGGAACACAGGAAGUACACUUCCCAGUCCAGCCAGGACUCGGGGAACUAUUCUAACGAAGAGGAAAGUACGGGGAGCGAGAACAGCCAGGGACUCAGGCCGCAGGGCUGCCCCGAGCACAGUGGGCCCUUCUAGAACUCCAUGUGGCAGGCUGUGGAGCAUGCGUUGCCCUCCUGGGACCUGAGAGAGGGCGUCCGCUUCCUGGGAACAGAAGAAUCCAGAGCCCAGUCCUGCAGGCACAGUAGCUCUCCAGUGCUGACAGCCGGUCCGGCACCACGUGCUCUCCUCUGUGAGGAGGGCUUAGCCGAGGGUGGCUGCCUGCGUCUGUGGCAGCUGAAGUCCCUGGUGCUGGCUUGGGCCACAGCUGUGACUCUCUGCUGCCCACGCCACCUGGUAUUCUCUCUCAGUGUUCAUAUUCUAGGAGACAUCCAGAACAUACAUUUGGCUUUUUAAUACUGUGGUACCCCUAAGGUGUCUGAGGUACCGCCGGCUACACUAGCACUUCCUAACCCUAGCUUUCCACAGCAGUGGCUUCUGCCUGAACUCAGAAGUCACCGAGGCCGUGGAGAAAGGGACUCCCUGAGUGGAGUAGCUGCCCUUGCAGUUUAAGAUCUCAGUGGGGCCUGGGUGAGCGCUCUAGUGCCUGUGGAGCCAGACGGACGCCGUUCGCUGAGGGAGACAAACGGUGCACAGCCAGCCUCGCUGUCACACCCCGUGUGGGUGUCCGCGGCCUCUCUGUGCUGUUUGUGAUACCAGCUGACGGCUCAGCACCCAUGUCCUUCAGGUGUCAGCUGCUGUGGUGAUGGGAGAGAGCCGGUGGUGUGGCUGUCCACAGGUGCCUGUAACUCACUUGAAAUCCAGGCCCAUGGUUAUCGUCCAUAGCAGGACACCCAGCAGCCCCGGUGGCUCCGGGUGGACUGUUAGCCCAGGUGUGGCAGGACCCCAGCCGGGAGGUGGCGCCGCCUUUAGUCCCCAGCACGUGGGAGGCAGAGGCAGGCAGAGCUCGGUUCCAGGCCAGAGGAGAUGAGAGUGGAGGGCAUGGCCUUGGCCCCCGUUACCUCCGUACCCCGCCUCUUCAGCCGCCCAGCCCUGCCCCUCCUGUGUUCCCCACGGAACAGCCUACAGAGAAGCAAGGCCUGUCAGGAUGUGGGCAAGCGAAGGCCCCGACAUUAGCAUUAAGUGUUCCAUCCCUCACACGUACAAACACGAGUCUUCGGGGUGAGACCCCACAACAAGCCCUCGGUGGCUGCAGUAGGUGGGGAGGGGACUUCCCUGCCUACUAAACAGCAAAGGCAGUCCCCCCUCCCAAUGCCUUAUGCCUAUGACAAUGGGUUGCCGUCUAAGGUGAUGACAGGGUUGUCCUUAGGAACGCCAUGCACGUGGGGCUGGAGAGAGAGUUCAGUGGUUAGAGCACCCAAGUUCGGCCCCCAGCACCCACAUGGUGGCUCACAGCUGGCUGUCACUUAGCUCCAGAGGAUGCAAUGAGGGCUUCUGUGUGGGUUGCCUCAGGCACCGGGCAUGUGCAGCGUGAACUCGCUUGUAGGUAAGACACCCGUGCAUGUAAGACCUUCAGGAAAUACAGAUCUAAGAGAAGAAAUACCAUGCACCCUAGGGCGAGCCACCUGGGAGUUCUUGGCGUUCUUAGAGGAGCUCAGUGCCAUCCCCGGCUAAUGUGGAAAUGGUCUCGGUAGUGUGUGCAGAUGCAGAGUGACAGCCCCAUGGGUGCGUCUGCAUGCACCCACACAGGUGACCCGGCUACAUUCCAUGAGCGCUGCCACAGAGCAUCGAUUAGCAGUCCAAUCUAAAACAGAGCAGCUGUUCUAGACCAGAGUCACUUAAAGGCUGAGCAGAAAUCUGUGACAAAUGGGCCAGGUACAAUGGUGUCUGCUGUGCUCCCUUCCCAGCUGCCUAGGAACUUGGGGCCUACCUGAGCCACAUAACAGGCACAUUGUUUGUGUACAGGUGUGGACACGUGAGUGUGUGUGUAAAAAAUACAGAGCCCGGCAGGCUAUGAUACUUCGGACAGCCUCGAAUUUCCCUUGGGACUUGGGGGCAGGGUCACCGAAGCCUUCCCCACCCUCGCUGUAGCCUUGUGUACCUGGCGAGCACUGUUCUUUGGAGUCCGUUUUCCUCUAGUGCCGAAGCUUCGAGCGAGGACUGAGUUCCUCACUGGGCCUGCAGCCCCUGCAAUGGUGCAGCCCCAGGACCCCCGAACGCGUGAGAUCUGAGACCGAAGCAGGCGUAGGUGCUCGUUGCUUGCGGAGGGAAAUCGCCGAGUUUCUACGUUUCUAUGACCACGUUUGUAUCUCGUCCUUUCGUAUGAUUGCCCGAGGCUCACUGCUGCAAAAUGAUUUUACGUACCACGCCGGAGCCACAACUCUGGAUUUUGGUGGGUGCUGCUUUGAACUCGGAUUGUGUGUGCCAGCAUCCUGCAGGUGGCGGAGUGAGGAGAGCCGUGCAGGUCUGCCGCCCCUUGCAGUGUCUGUCGAGCACGUGUGCUGACACCCUGCUGUCUCACUCGGGAGACUCAGUGGACACUCUGUCAGCUCCCUUCCUCGCAGUGGAGGAAUAAUAAAUCCAUCAUUCUUCCUAA